UUAUGAAAGUGGUAGAAGGUAAAUUUGGAAUGCAGGUCACUGUGAACUCUAAGACUAAAUAAACUACUAUAUGUUAUAUUUACGGUCUUCAUUGUUUUGUACUGUACACCUAAAUACGUUUAUUUUAAUUUUUGACUUGUUUUAAAUUAGUUAAUUUUUAUUUAAAUAAUAACAAUAACUUUUUAGUUACUCAUAACAUGAUUGAUACAAAUAUCUAGGGGUGCGAUCGUCCCGUCGUCCAAGCCACGAGCCUUUUAUACACUAUAUAAAAUUUAUUUAUUAAAUUGAUAAUGAGGCACACAAUGAUAUAUGUAUUAAAGUUGAACAUGAUGAAAUUGAUGGAAUUUUGUUUGAAACAACAAUAGAAAGAAAACAGAAACUAUUUGUCAUUAAACCAAAAUUUGAGAUUUUUAAUGAUAGCAAGUUAGUUGACAACAAUAACUAUCAAAAUAAUAUGGAAAACAAAUGCUGUUUAAUUGAUGACGCUCAAAUCAAAAAAAAUUUAAACAGUAAUAGUAUAACACUAAAUGAAGCAAAUAUUAAAGUAGAAUAUGACGAAGUUGAUGGAUUAUUAUUUGAAACAACAAUACAAAGAGAUGAUAAUAAAUUUAAUCAGAAACCAAUAAUUGAGGUUUUUAAUGAAAGUAAAUUUUCAGAAAGUGGUAAGCAAAUUAAACAAAAAUCCAACAGAAACCAAAAGAACACUUCGAGUGCUUGCAAUGAUGUAUACACUAAAAGCAUUUUGAAAAAACACCAGAUAAUAGAGACUUGUAAAAAAACAUACACAUGCGAUAUAUGCGAGCAAAUAUUUGUCUAUAAUUCAGAUAUAAGAAGACAUAAGAGAUUGCAUACUGGUGAAAGGCCUUACAAAUGUGACAUAUGUAAAAAAGCAUUUAACAGAAAAUGCACUCUUAUACAUCACAGUAGAAUACACUCUGGUGAAAAGCCUCACAAGUGCGGAGUAUGUCAGAAGUCUUUUAGAGAUAUGUCCACCUUUAAAAGACACAGUUUGGUACACACCGGAGAAAAACCUUAUAAAUGCAUAGUGUGUGAGAAAACAUUUGCUCGUCAUUCAGAUAUGAAAAGACACACAUUGGUGCACACUAACGAAAAGCCAUACAAAUGUGAUGUAUGUAAAAAAUCAUUUAUUAGACACUCAAGUCUUAAGACACAUAGUAAGGUACACUCGGGAGAUAAUUCUUUUAAAUGCGCAAUGUGUGGUAAAUUGUUUAACCUAAAGUCUCGCAUAAAAUGUCAUAUUCUACAGCACAUUAAUGAAGAUGGUAUCAUAUGCAAUGUUUAUUAGAAAGCAUUUGUCUUUAUUUCAGUCCUAAAAAAAUAUGAAUAAAUAUAUAUUGUACUUGCAUACAGGUUUAAAAUUCAAUAUUUUUCAAAAAUAUUAAAAACAAAUUAAUUUUUAAAUGAAAAAUUUCACACUAAAUAAAGGACAUAAUA
Molecule: messenger RNA, 1455 nt
Organism: Daktulosphaira vitifoliae (grape phylloxera)
Lineage: Eukaryota; Metazoa; Arthropoda; Insecta; Hemiptera; Phylloxeridae
Product: zinc finger protein 701-like
Exons: 5
Coding region: 455-1306 (283 amino acids)
Biological process (GO): regulation of transcription by RNA polymerase II
Cellular component (GO): nucleus
Molecular function (GO): RNA polymerase II cis-regulatory region sequence-specific DNA binding; DNA-binding transcription activator activity, RNA polymerase II-specific
Source: RefSeq, a predicted model, not a curated record